AUGUCGGAAUCACCCCGAUCCGAGAAGGACCUGUGCCUCACCCGAUUCAGCACUCCAGAGUUGGAUAAUCACCGCUACCAAAUGAACCCUCCCCGCAUUGAGGCCACCAUGGAGCCUUCGAGAAAUCAACACAGUAUGGAUCUGGUGGGACCGAAGGGGGAGACGUUGGAACGACCUGACCUCCUGCAGGCCCAGGAUGCGCUUCGUGAUCCAGGCCCAUUGUUCCGAGACUUUGAGCAGGCCGUUGUGGAUGACUCGGAUAAUGAAGGUCGGCGCUACUCGGUCGAUCCCGCGGCCCAAUUCCACUCGCCACGCCGCAUCAGUGUCGGUCAACAAGAUCAUGCCUCCCGAAAGUCAUCUGUGUCGGCUCGGUCUUCGUCGCCUCCCAAUUCGGUAGAGGCUUUUGCUGACCCCCGUCGCCGAGAGCGAGCCAACACACUUGACAGCCAUGCGCCUCCGGAUCUGGAGGCCAUGUUGCAACGUACAGUCUCGGGAGGUACUCAUCCUAGGCGCCCGACCUUUAGCAAUGCCAGCAUCAUCCGGCCUCAACCGGGUGAUGUGACCGAUGCGGCAGAGGAGGCAUGCGUCCACACUUACGAUGAACCUGGUCGGAUCCCCGUUAUCGACUAUGAGGAGCUGGAGGAAUUCGUCGCGCUGAACCAACAAGCGAAGGAGAGAGCACUCGCCAUUCGUCGCCAGCAAAGUGUGAGCUCCCAGAACAAGGGCCCUCGCAUGUUUUACGUUCAGCGUCCUGGUGAGAAGAUCAUCGACAUUGAUGAGAUCAAGAAGUCGGACUCGGCCGACUCAUCCGAUACAUACCGCGCUCCCGAGUCGGAGGCAUUCCCUCAGAUUGAGGACGAGAAGCAGUCGUUGGAGAAGCUCCAGAACAUCAACCAGCCUACUCGAUUUGGGUUCUUCUCGUCCGAAUCUCAGACGACGGUGCACGCGGCGGACCUGGGAGAUUUGGUGUUCCCUGGUGACAGCUUCCGCGAUCUUUUCCAACUGGGCCCUGAGGGUGGUGUUUGGUGGCUCGAUGUGGUCAAUCCCACUGAGGAGGAGUUGGGCGCUAUCUCCCGAGCAUUCUCUAUUCACCCUCUUACCACGGAGGAUAUUUUGACCCAGGAAGCUCGUGAGAAAGUUGAGCUUUUCAAGCAGUACUACUUUGUCUGUUUCCGUACUUUCUACCAGAUGGAUAAGACCAGUGAGGAGUUUCUCGACCCUGUCAACUUCUACAUGGUUGUUUUCCGCGAUGGAGUCUUGACCUUCUCUUUCGAGGAGAACCCCCAUGCCUCCAACGUCCGGAAGCGUAUUGGAAAACUACGUGACUACGUUUCGCUUAGUAGUGAUUGGAUUUGUUAUGCCAUGAUUGACGACAUCGUCGAUAGCUUUGGCCCUGUGAUUCGAGAUGUGGAACUCGAAUCUGAGGCGAUUGAAGACCAUGUCUUCAUCGCUCGUGUCGACGACUUCGAGUCCUUCUUGCCACGAAUUGGUGGUCUGCGCAAGAAGGUUAUGAGCUUGAUGCGUCUGUUGGGUGGCAAGGCGGAUGUUAUCCGCGGAUUCUCCAAGCGCUGUAAUGAGCAAUAUGCUAUGACCCCUCGUGGUGACAUUGGCCUUUACUUGGGUGAUAUUCAGGAUCACGUUGUGACCAUGAUGUCCAACUUGGCUCACUUUGAGAAAAUGCUGAGCCGGUCACACACCAACUAUCUUGCUCAGCUGAACGUCACCAACUUGGUGCUGGGUAAUCAUGUCAACAAGGUUCUUAGCAAGGUGACCCUCAUUGCCACGAUCUUGGUCCCAAUGAACCUCAUCUGCGGUCUCUUUGGUAUGAACGUCGAAGUUCCUGGAAAGAACGCCGAGGGCCUGGGAUGGUUCUUCGGAAUUAUCGGUGUGAUGGGAGGCAUUGUUGUUGUUAGCAUGAUUCUCGCUCGGUGGCAGAAGCUGGUUUAG
Molecule: messenger RNA, 1947 nt
Organism: Penicillium verhagenii
Lineage: Eukaryota; Fungi; Ascomycota; Eurotiomycetes; Eurotiales; Aspergillaceae
Product: magnesium transporter CorA family protein
Exons: 2
Coding region: 1-1947 (648 amino acids)
Biological process (GO): magnesium ion transmembrane transport; intracellular magnesium ion homeostasis
Cellular component (GO): plasma membrane
Molecular function (GO): magnesium ion transmembrane transporter activity
Source: RefSeq, a predicted model, not a curated record